UUCCUUGGCAUAGCAUUUCUUGGGAUUGGAUUGUGGGCAUGGAAUGAAAAGGGAGUGCUGUCCAAUAUCUCCUCCAUCACUGACCUGGGCGGCUUUGAUCCAGUUUGGAUCUUCCUCGUGGUAGGAGGAGUUAUGUUUGUUUUGGGAUUUGCGGGAUGCAUUGGAGCUUUGCGAGAAAAUACCUUUCUUCUCAAGUUUUUUUCUGUGUUUCUUGGAAUUAUUUUCUUCUUGGAGCUCACUGCUGGGGUUCUAGCAUUUGUUUUCAAAGACUGGAUAAAGGACCAGCUGUAUUUCUUUAUAAACAACAACAUCAGAGCAUACCGAGAUGACAUUGAUUUGCAAAACCUCAUAGACUUCACACAGGAAUAUUGGCAGUGCUGUGGGGCUUUUGGAGCUGAUGACUGGAACCUUAAUAUUUACUUCAAUUGCACAGAUUCCAAUGCAAGUCGAGAGCGCUGUGGUGUGCCAUUCUCUUGCUGCACUAAAGACCCUGCUGAAGAUGUUAUCAAUACUCAGUGUGGCUACGAUGCAAGGCAAAAACCAGAAGUUGAUCAGCAGAUUGUUAUCUACACUAAAGGCUGUGUCCCACAGUUUGAGAAAUGGCUGCAGGACAAUCUUACCAUAGUUGCCGGUAUAUUCAUUGGGAUAGCAUUGCUGCAGAUAUUUGGGAUAUGCUUAGCCCAGAAUUUGGUUAGUGACAUUGAGGCUGUCAGAGCCAGCUGGUAAAACUGCUGAAGUAACCACAACAAGACACUGGACAACUGGAAUCCUCUGAAACCUCCAGUGUGUCGCUCCGACACCAAGCUGUAUGGACAUGGGUGACAGGGAAGCCUUCUCUCCCAAGUAAUCUCAAGUCUUAAGUUCCUGACGUUGCAGUGAACUCGUGUUUCUUUGGGGUGGGAAGAGAAGAGUGGGCUAUUUAAAAUCUGCUGCUCACUGACAAUUUUAUUUUUCUUUUAAACCACCAGUUUGAAAGCUGUUGAGCCGUGAAUCUCUACUGUAUUCUUGAUCCUGAGUAACAAGUGGACACUUUUUUUUAAAUUGAUGUAUUCAGUGGGACAGAGUUGCAUCAUUGUAGUCUGUGGAUAUGCUGUUUUAUUCUUCGUGUCAUGAGCUCUUUGAUAGCUGCCAAAUAUUCCUGAGA
This is a messenger RNA of Apaloderma vittatum (bar-tailed trogon), 1144 nucleotides long. RefSeq names its product tetraspanin 5 (gene TSPAN5). Gene Ontology annotation, cellular component: membrane. The annotation marks the transcript as partial. NCBI's taxonomy places the organism in Eukaryota, Metazoa, Chordata, Aves, Trogoniformes, Trogonidae. The transcript is spliced from 7 exons. Gene Ontology annotation, biological process: protein maturation; regulation of vascular endothelial growth factor signaling pathway; protein localization to plasma membrane. The record is from RefSeq and is a predicted model, not a curated record.